Molecule: messenger RNA, 1272 nt
Organism: Lobosporangium transversale
Lineage: Eukaryota; Fungi; Mortierellomycota; Mortierellomycetes; Mortierellales; Mortierellaceae
Product: pantothenate synthetase
Exons: 4
Coding region: 137-1102 (321 amino acids)
Biological process (GO): pantothenate biosynthetic process
Molecular function (GO): pantoate-beta-alanine ligase activity
Source: RefSeq, a predicted model, not a curated record
GGAAACUCUUUCUACCGUUUCUUUUUUAGUUCAGGCAACAUUGCAAAAAACUAACAUUGAAAGAUCAGAUCAAGAGAGAGGUCAUUCCAUCACUUCAUCCUCCCUAGCACGCUUGACCUCUUCAUCCUUCACUACUAUGGCUACUACUGGUGCCAUCACUACUAACGCUCCGACAGGAGAAAUCCCAGUCUUUGAUUCUAUCGCUGCCUUCCGUGCAUGGCGCAAGGGGUUGGCUCGUCAGGAGAAGACCGUGGGCUUUGUUCCUACAAUGGGAGCACUGCAUGAAGGUCAUUUGAGUCUUGUGGAGACUGCAAGCAAAGAGUGUGACGCUGUUGUCGUUUCUAUCUUUGUGAAUCCUGCCCAGUUUGCACCCCAUGAAGAUCUGGAUCGGUACCCCCGCACGUUUGAUACAGAUUAUGCCUCUUUGGUCUCUACAAAGUCAUGCGCUGCUAUCUUAUUGCCAAAGGUCAGUGAGAUGUAUCCAGCUGGUAUCACCCUUGAUCGUUCGCAACAACGCGGUGCAUUUGUCGAAGUCCAGGGCUUGUCUCAUCAGAUGGAGGGCAUCCCUCGCCCUCAUUUCUUCCGUGGGGUCGCUACAGUUGUCGCAAAGCUCUUCAAUAUUGUCCAACCUGAUCGUGCCUUCUUUGGUCAAAAGGAUGCUCAACAAUGUGUGGUCUUACGUGCCAUGAUCAGAGACUUAUUAAUGCCUAUUCGAAUGCGUUCUGUACCCACAUGUCGUGAGGCAGAUGGCCUAGCUAUGUCCUCCCGUAAUCGUUAUCUAACUCCAGAAAUGAGAGAGGUUGCUACUGUACUCUACAAGGCGAUUUCAGCUGCCAAGGAAGCCAUUGUCAAGAAUGGAGCUCAGGAACGUACCGCUAUUCUGCAGCCCGCGUACAGGAUCAUUGAGCAAGUCAGUCAGCAAGUCAAAGCUCAGGGUUUGCCUUUUGAGGUACGAUUGGAUUAUCUAUCUCUGGUCGAUGUCGAAACUUUGAGUGAGCUUGAGAUUUUGGGCAAGAACCAAGCAGCCAUUUUGUCAGGAGCUGUUUAUAUUGGCACCACGCGUUUGAUCGAUAAUACUUUGAUUAACACAGAAGAGCUAUAACAUGAAGGAGUGCUUUAGACCGAUAGACAGUAAUGCUUUAAGAAGUUGAAGAAAACAAUGCAUAUAAUCUCAACGAAGGAAUAAAUAAAGCAUGCUUUAACUACUUUCACCACGCUCUUGAUGAAAUCUUAGAGGCAAUCCUCAAGUGCGUGCUCAUAGUUAAACACUAG